This is a messenger RNA of Paraglomus brasilianum, 1380 nucleotides long. The record is from the annotation of a GenBank genome assembly. Lineage: Eukaryota; Fungi; Glomeromycota; Glomeromycetes; Paraglomerales; Paraglomeraceae.
AUGAAUAGGACAUGCUUAUGUAUUAAUUACGAUUGUCUUCCUGGUACAGCGACCGCACAAUGGCUCGCACAUCACUCGACAGAGAUCGAAAUUGGGGGCUUUGGUCAUGGUCUACAGAUCUAUGUGAUAUCCUUUAAUGGUGGCAUUCAGUUAGAACGUGGAGUUGAUGAGUUCUGGCGGACUAUAUGUCACAAAUUGAAAGUCUUGGACAAAGAUCGGUUCCCUUUCAAUGAGAGUGAGCCAGUAUCAGCAACCACAUUUGAAACCUUCUUUCGGCGAAAGCAGGAAUCGCUACCUGUAGUUCUUGUAUUUGAUGAGGGUUCAGCUCUGCUUAACCAUGACAGAAAAAUCAUUGAAGACUUUAUGGGUGUGCUGCAUCUUCUGAAAGAUGGCCGUGACCAAUUCUGUCUACACUCCUUUGCACUCGUAGGUGUUGAAACCAUCAAGAAGCUCCUAACUCCACAACCCAAAUCCAAAAACAAGAUUUCUCCAUUUACCGCAGAGGCAACUGUCGAGCCAGACCACUUCAUCGAAGCAGAUAUCAAAAUGCUCUUUGAUGAUUAUGCUAGAGAAUCCUCAGUUGAACUUGAGUCAGCUGAUAUUGCCAAAGAUAUUUUUGAACGUACUCUCGGACAUAAGGGUCUCACUGGCACCUGCUGCUCUAUACUUGAGACAAUGUGUGCUAUGAAAAACAUGGCCACAGUAUCACUUGAUGACUGGAAAUGUGCUACUGUUACUCUAACUGAUGUUAUGGCACAAUGGGAUACGUAUGCUUCCAUUAUUCGAUCUCUGAAGAACCUCUCUUCAGAGCAACAAAACAUUAUUGGAAAUAUUCUUUGCUACAGAUCGCAUAAGCUUGUUGAGGAUGAGAAUGUCUCAUUUCUACUUGCUGAAGGAAUGAUUUUCAUUACUUCUCGUGAUGGCAAUGCUGUGGUAAUGGAAUGCACUGCACCAGUACUUCGUGACAUCAUGAUAUCUCACAUAAAUGGACCUACAUUCAAGGUGGAACAACCACCAAAUACAGACAGACUUGAUGUGCAAUGGCUGUUGGAUCAUGCUAUUAAGAACAUGGCCAUUCAGCAUGUCUUUGCUGACCAGGCUGCUAAUUCUAAUGGACAACCAUCUGAAUAUACAUUCCAAAUGGAAUUUGUUGUCAUCAUCCAUUGUCUGCUUGCUGUUGCAUACCCAUGGCUGUUCUAUUGUGUUAUAUCAGAGGCCAAAGAGCACGAAUGUGGUAAUCGACAUCGGCAUCUGGAUAUUCUUCUAAGGGAUGGCAGCUCUCUGCCUCGUUAUGGCUUUGAACUUGUUGUUGAAGCAACCCACAGUGUCUUUGAUGAAUACUGCAUGCAGACGCGCAGACUACUACAGGAAGCUCCAUGA